AUGUCGGACAAGCUCAGCCGUCUCCCGCUGGAGCUAGUACUGCACAUACUCUCAUACCUCCCCUUUGAGGCCCUCCUUUCAUUCGGAAUGACCUCCCGUUCCAACUACCACUCCCAUAUUCUCUGUCUCAAACGCCUGCGGCUGGGUGUCUUUGAAAGGCGCGUGCACUCUAUGAUCUCCUGCUUGCAAGCCGGCUGGGCGACUGCCGACCAGGUCGGCAGCUACCUGGAUGAAGACGCCAGCCGCGACUACUUCGUAUCGGUGAUCCAACCGCGGAUACAACCGACCAUUCCAUCGUUCGCGGGCUCGACAACGCCCGUCGCCUUGUCCAAAGACACCCGGCGACGAAUACCCUCCACCGCAGUCCCGGGCCGUGCGCGGACAUACGAACAGAUGAUCCGUAUUCAGAACCGAAUCUUCGCGCGGGUCGUGAACCGGUACGGAUCGUCGCUGGUGAAGCUAGAGUUCAUGGCGUACGAUCUCGACAACGAAGGGGCGCGGGUGCUGGGCGCGCAGUGCACCUACUCGCUGCGGCAUCUGGCACUGCGCUUCGAGCACCCGCACAUCCGCAACGGCAACAUGCGCGCCAGCACGUGGCUCCAUCCGGCGCCGUCGAGUCCCGCGUGGAACCUGCUGCUCGGGAUCGGUCGGGAGCCGCAUCUGGGCGUGUUCGGGUUGGAGACGCUCGUCCUGGAGCGGGCGGGCAUCACGCCGUGGCAGUUGACGAUGCUGGUGCGGCGCAAUCCACGGCUGCGGGUGUUGAAGCUGCGGACGUGUCUAGGGGCGCAGCCGGAGUUUCUGGACUGGUUGGGUGGCGUUGAGAGGGCUUCAGAGAAGGGGGGUGAUGCGCCUGUCCCUGGAGAGCGUCUGGAGACGCUCUGGCUCGAACAUUGCCAUCGGUUGCUGUCAAAGCCGGUGGGGGAGUUUCAGCUUCUGCCGGAUGAGGCGUGUGAUGCAGGACUGGAGUGGGUUCGGGGGUUGAAGAAUCUGAAGUCACUGUCGUUCAGCGAGUGCCUGAAUAUCCCAACAGAGUAUGUCGAACGGGCGAACAAGCUCAUCUGGAAGAUCCCCGAGGUCAUUCCGCCGUACUCGCUGGAAGUGGAGAGUUCGUUUAUUGAAGUCGAUCCGCUGCUGCGAUAG
Molecule: messenger RNA, 1140 nt
Organism: Aspergillus terreus NIH2624
Lineage: Eukaryota; Fungi; Ascomycota; Eurotiomycetes; Eurotiales; Aspergillaceae
Product: F-box protein
Exons: 2
Coding region: 1-1140 (379 amino acids)
Molecular function (GO): protein binding
Source: RefSeq, a predicted model, not a curated record